Larimichthys crocea (large yellow croaker) is the source of this 1644-nucleotide messenger RNA. It is a transcript of the gene med6, whose product is annotated as mediator complex subunit 6. NCBI's taxonomy places the organism in Eukaryota, Metazoa, Chordata, Actinopteri, Sciaenidae. The record is from RefSeq and is a predicted model, not a curated record. Gene Ontology annotation, biological process: regulation of transcription by RNA polymerase II. The transcript has 11 exons. Gene Ontology annotation, cellular component: mediator complex. Gene Ontology annotation, molecular function: transcription coregulator activity. Bases 1 to 1113 code for a protein of 370 amino acids.
AUGACAGAGGUCAGUGCUGAUGAGUUUGAGGACAAAGACUGGACAUUUGUCAUUGAAGGUGAGAACAAGGGGCAUCGUAAGGUGCUGGCAUCAGCAGACAUCAACCUGAAGCGGUUUGCCAGUCCCACGCCGACCCAGACUGACCUGACAUUGAAGCUGAAGCCGUUGUCUAUCAAAGUGGUGGAAGCCACGCUCAAGCUGUCGCUGUCAUGUGUAUUUGUUCGGGAGGGGAAAGCCACUGAUGAAGACAUGCAGAGUCUGGCCAGUCUGAUGAGCGUCAAACCUGCAGACAUUGGCAACCUGGAUGACUUCAACGAGAGUGAUGAAGAAGAGGACAAGAAGUCUACCAGCACACAGCUCAGGACGGCGGUUACAUUUUUCAUUCGGUUCACAGACAACCUUCUCGGGAUAUCCUGGGUCGACAGCGGCUGGGUCCCGAUUCUUAACCCCGGAAAUGUGCUGGACUACUUCUCUGAGAGAAGCAACCCCUUCUAUGACCGAACCUGUAACAACGAGGUGGUGAAGAUGCAGCGGCUUACUCUGGAGCAUCUGAAUCAGAUGGUGGGAGUGGAGUACAUUCUUCUUCAUGCUCAGGAGCCAAUUCUUUAUAUAAUCCGUAAACAGCAGAGGCAGUCACCAACACAAGUAAUUCCCAUGGCCGACUACUACAUCAUAGCAGGAGUGGUGUAUCAGGCCCCAGACCUGGGAACAGUGAUCAGCUCCAGAGCGCUCUCUGCCGUCCACGGGAUCCAGUCUGCUUUUGAUGAGGCCAUGUCGUACUGCCGCUAUCACCCAUCCAAAGGAUACUGGUGGCACUUCAAGGAUCAGGAGGAGAGAGAGAAAGCCAAGCCCAAGUCGAAGAAGAAAGAGGAACCGAGCUCACUGUUUCAGAGGCACCGUGUCGACACACUGCUUUUGGACCUCAGGUCCAAGUUUCCACCAACAUUCUACCAGCCGAAGCCCGGUGAAAAGCCGAUUCCAGUGGAGGUGAAGAAGGAGCCUGAACCUCCCGCAGAAGCUGUAAAACAAGAGGAAAGGGAACCAGCCACAAAGUCCUCCGCCCCGGCACCACCAAGCAAACCGCCUCCUGAGAAGAGAGCACGACUGCAGUGACAUUCUUCACACGCCGUCGGCAGAAAUGUAAAGUCCUACAGAACGAACUGAAGGAACAGCUCGGGAGUAUUUCUGUUCCCCUUCCACUCAUCAGUUUACCGGAUACUAAGAACAAUCUGGCACGUAAAGCAUCAGUUGCUCAUCUCUGUGCCAGGGCUACUUUUACACCGUAACCAUAGUCUCGUACACGUGAUAGGGUUUGGCAUCAUGGGCAUCUCAGGCAGCUGUACUACGAACAGGGUUAACUGCUUGAUGUCAGCAGGCAUUCAGCAGUAUUUGCUAAGGAUGAGGCUUUUUCUGAUGGUAAGCUGACCUCAGCAUCAGUGUCGGUUUACUGUUGACAUCAGCGUAACAUUCGCCUCGUAAUGACUUCACAGGACGCUUUAAUUCCUGGCACGCUUCAUGUGUGUCAUGCAGGAUUAUCUCACCUGAAAAGCAAAAAGCAUUUUGACUUGAGCACCUAAUUACAAACACUUUCAUCUGCUUUUUUUUUACACUGCUUUUUUGUAUUAAAAUGUAUCAGCCACUGUG